UGGCAUGCGAUUGUCUCAAACAAUUUGGCGGUUUAGAGGAAGUGGUUGAAGAAUCCAAGUCUUUAGCUGACUUCGCAUUUGUACAAAAAUAAAUAAAUACGGGCGGUUUUACUUCACGGACUCGUGUAACUAAUAUAUGAAUUUCGUUUAGGCGAUAAAUAUCUCGCGUUUCUUUCUUUUAUGCUUUAUUUUGACUCGGUGAGGCGUGUCAGUAUGCCGUGCAGGGCGUCGUGCACCGCGGCUAGCUAACAGUUUGUGAGCUCCGCUAUCUGCGCUCUGCUUCUUUCAUAUGACUAGCGGCCAGCUGUUCCACUGCCCAGUGGCUUCCUGCGUUAAGAAUGAUGUGUAACGUUCAAGAUGCCGGUGGGAAAUAUUUAUGGUGGUAUCUUCAGGGUAUGGAGUUCCACCUGGAUGUGGCUGCCAGCAUGAAAGGGAAAACAAACACCAAGCAUCUCAAUCUGGGGAUGUACAUGUUUGAUAAACCAAACAAGGAGGCUUCUUAUCUCGUCAUCCAUUUCUUGUUUAAGAAGUUGAACCCUUCACGUGUGCAGGAUGUCUUUAGACAUUGCUGGCCCGUUUUGGACCACAAGGCAGAUGCUGAAUUUCGUAAAGUGACAUUCGGAUGGCUUCAGGAAAUAGCGAACGAGAAAGGGAGCAGUUUUCCCAAGGUGAUUGCAUCACAUCUGCACUCUUCCUGUGGACCAAGAUUCAUCAACAUUAUGCUUCACCUAGCUAAAUACGUCAUGCUCAAAAUGCUGAAGACUUUUAGUACAGAUGGAACAUGGGUUCCAGAGGCUGCAGCUGUCUCUGCAAGUUCUCAAGAGAUGGAGAUGAAACGCUUUCAGAUGGUGAAGAGACGCUUCAGAGUGUGCCUGGAGCAAGAUGCCCUCAUUCAGGGCUAUCAAAAGAGAGCAAGAAAUUUGGAGAAGUCUUUGAAGGACCAUAAGGCAGAAGAUGCCAAGUAUGAUGAUUUGCUCAAAAAAUAUGACACAAACAACAAGACCAACAUGGAGCAAGACCUUCUGGAAAAGAUUCAGAAGGUUCGAAGCUUGUGGGCCGAGAUUGACAAAGCUUUGUCCAGCCUAGAAGGAGAACGGAAUGUGUUGGCAAGUGUGAUCGAGGGCAAGGUUGAUCAGUAUGUGCUGGAUGGAAAGGACAUUAAUGUGAAGAUUCCUGCAGUUCUGCUGGAGAGAAUGGAGAGGUUAUCACAUCAGACCAGUACUGGCAGUUUGUAUGAAUGUGGUCAGCCAGUCAUUCUGCAGUUGCUUGAGCUUCUUAAUGUGGGAUUAAAACUCCUGAGUGACGAGCGAGCCAAGCUCUCCGGUCUGUCAUCACAACUCAGCCACCAAACUCUCCAGGAACAAGCUUUGCUCAUGAAUCGUUCAAAGGAGAUCCUGAAAAACAUGAGACGCAAGUUGACCAAGGAGGAUAUACCACAGAUAAAGAGCAACAUCAAGAAGCUGGAGUUGGACUGGGAAAAGAAGUGGGCUGAAUGUUUGAGUCACACUCCCUUGAUCUCUUUCCUCAAUGAUGAUCCUGUUUUGGACUUUAUUUCUCCAAUGCCUCCAUUAUCUUUUGAAGCAGCCUCAGAGGUUAGCUUCAAGUCUAGCAUCUUCUCACAAUAUCCAGCUAAACUUUCAGAACAAGCUGAACAGAGCCACAAAGAUGAACCUUGUCUCACUCAACAGGAAGUUAAAGAUAGUUACUUCUUAAGCAGCUCCCUUCCUAAAGAGGACAAAACAGAAGACCUGUUAUUUUCCAGUUGCUUUGAUUCACCCAGGCCUGUGUCUCCGUGUGUUGUGCACGCUUUAACUCCUAUUUGUGCUAAAGUGCCAUCAGUUGCUCCUACACCCAGUCCUGUUCAGGCGAGCAGGAGGAGACCCUUACUUUCACAAACUAAAACGUCUGCCAUGAAGCCAACGGCUCAGAUUCUGGAGUUGGAAUAUGAUAAUCUAGCAAGUCAGUUUGCUGAAGCUGUGACAGUGAGCCCAGUGGAUGGAAGAAGAAAAAGCAUGGAUUUGGAGCAGUUGCUCAACACAUUAGCAGACCCAUUCACAACAAAGAAGCAGCUCCCUCGCACACCAGAAAGCUUGAUUAUGGAUGUCAGAAAAUCAUGGAGAAAGGCAGUGGAAGAAGGGAAAGCUGAGAAAAACGAGAAAUGUCAAGAUAGCCUCUCCUGUGUCAGAACACCAAUUUCUGAAAACAAAGAAAGAAGCCCUAGCUCAGCAACCUUUUUUUUGGGUGAAUCUGCAAUAUUGAAUACUGAUCUUCUUUGUAGUCCCCUUCCAUCUCAGCAGGGGUCCUCUAUGCACACCACUGUUACCUGGGACACCUCCCACCUGGACACUCUAAGUGAAAGCACCAGCAACAUUAUACACUUCAGCAUUGCUCAUGAGACCUUUCCAGGUGAAGAGAAUGAUGUUUCCUUUACCGGCAGUGAAGAAGUGCAGGCGAUCCACGAGGUGGAAGAACUUCUCCUCCCUACAGUUAUGGCAGGUUCUCCUGAAGCAGAGACUAAACGCCAAAUGGUUAGAAACCAACUGGACGGAUCCCCUUUUACAGGGAGGUUCAUGGAGACAAGGUCUGACUUCAUGCCGUCGGCAAUACAGACAAGUCCUGGGUUGGGUAUUUGCAGUGGGGAGAAGGUAUUUUCUCUGGACUUGGACCAGUUGGAGAAUUUCUCCUCACCUGUACGUGAGGAGCUUGUCCUGCCCAAUCUUGUCACAUUCUCACCUAUGGAUGAGCUUUAAUACUGGUGUCUUAAACCAUUAUAUACAGACAGUUCAGGAGGGGGGAAAUGCAGUUUUGACCUGUGCUAUGCUAUGGUACCACUAUAAAUAGACUGGGUAAGGAAAAUGUAAGAAAAUCUACCCUCUAACUUUGAAACAUUCUCAUUCAUUGUUCUUGUCAGCCUUAACAACAAUGUAAAAUAGGUGCGUUGUCUUGUCUUAAAUUGGAAUGUUUGUACUAAUAUUUUUUUAAAUGUUCAUUGUAUGAAUGAAGUGAGCAUUUCCAAUUACAAUAUUGGAAUUCAGUCAACAUGAAUGAGGCUAAUAAAUGUAACAAGCAUGAUUUAAGCAGUUUCUCAAUUUUAAUAAAGUAACUUUGUACACUGUAA
This is a messenger RNA of Silurus meridionalis, 3118 nucleotides long. It is a transcript of the gene haus6, whose product is annotated as HAUS augmin-like complex, subunit 6. Gene Ontology annotation, molecular function: microtubule binding. The record is from RefSeq and is a predicted model, not a curated record. Lineage: Eukaryota; Metazoa; Chordata; Actinopteri; Siluriformes; Siluridae. Gene Ontology annotation, cellular component: mitotic spindle microtubule; HAUS complex. Gene Ontology annotation, biological process: spindle assembly.